AUUGAUAAUUACUCUCUUAUAUCGAAUUCGAAUUCCAGACCGUGAACUGCAAAACAAAAACUAAACCCUUUCCCAUUCCCUUUUCCCGUCGUUUAAUCUACGGCCAACUUUUCCGGCGACAUUCUAUCGCGCCGCCGGCACGAUGUUCACGCCGCAAAGGAAGGCGUUUCCAACGCCGCACCGAGUCGGGGCCGGGAAGACUUCCGGCCUCACUCCCUCCGCGAAGGGUAAAGCCGUCGCCGUCUCCACUGAAGCGCUGCCUCCGCCGCCGCUGGGUUCUCUGAGCGAAGCCUCUGGCGAGGUGGCGAUGGGCUUCGACGCAGGGAACUUGGAUGACUGGAUGAAGUUUAGGGAGGCUGGGUUACUGGAUGAGGCGGAAAUGCAGAGGAAGGACCAAGAAGCACUCUAUGAGAAGGUCUCGAGGCUCGAAAGAGAGCUCUUUGACUACCAAUACAACAUGGGCCUCCUCUUGAUUGAGAAGAAAGAAUGGAGUUCAAAGUUUGAUGAACUGAGGCAAGCACUAGAUGAAACUGAGGAAAUUCUAAAACGAGAACGGUCUGCACAUUUAAUAGCAUACUCUGAAGCUGAGAAGCGAGCGGAAAAUUUGAGGAUAGCAUUGAGCACAGAAAAGCAGUGUGGAGAAGAUCUUGAGAGAGCUUUGCGUGAAAUGCAAAAAGCACAUGCCCAAGUCCAGUCUUCCUCCCAUUCAAAGCUAGCUGAAGCAAAUGCAUUGGUGGAUGGAAUUGAAGAGAAGUCUUCAGUGGUUAACAAGAACUUGCAUGAUGCAGAAGCUAAGCUUGCUGAGGUGAACAGAAAAAACUCAGAGCUUGAUAUGAAAUUGCGAGAGUUGGAAGUUCGUGAAAGUUUGCUUCAAAAGGAGCGCCUGUCUUUAGCUACUGAUAGAGAAUCAUUUGAGGCCACUUUCUACAAACAAAGGGAAGAUUUGAAGGAGUGGGAGAGGAAGCUACGGCAAAGAGAGGAUAUUGUAUGUGAUGGUAGACAAAAUUUUGUUGGGAGAGAAAUGAAGGCAAUUGAAACUGAGAAGAACUUGAAGCAGAAAGAGAGAGACCUAGAAGUGCUGGAGAAGAAAAUUGAUUCAUCUAAUUCUUUGUUAAAAGUAAAGGAAGCUGAGAUAAGUAAAAGGGUAGCCGAUUUAGAUGUGCAAGAGAAGGAAGUGAAUUCUUUAAAGAGCACGCUGGAGAUGAAAGAGAAAGCAUUACUUGCAAUGGAAUUGAAACUUAGUGCUAGGGAAAGAGAGGGGAUCCAGAAACUCCUUGCUGAGCAAAAGGAUAAUCUGGAUUUAAAGUUGCAGGAGUUUGAUCUUGAAAUGGAACAAAAGCGGAAAUCCCUUAUUGAAGAGUUUAGUAGCAAAGAGGAAGCCUUGGAGCAGAGGGAAGUUGAAGUCAACCAUAGAGAAAAUAAGGUCGGAAAAGAAGAGCAGGCUUUGAGUAAGAAGGCUGAGAGAAUAAAGGAGCAAAAUAAGGAACUUGAAGCAAGGUUGACAUCUUUGAAGGAGAAAGAGAAGACUAUCAAAAUCAAAGAAAAAGAGCUGGAGAAGGAAAAACAACAAUUGCUUGCUGAUCGGGAGAGUCUGGAGAAUUUAAAUGUUGAACUUGGGAAGAUAAAAGCUGAGAUUUCUCAGCAGGAGCUGCAAAUAUGUCAAGAGACAGAGAAUUUGAAGCUUACUGAAGAAGAGAGGUCAGAGCAUUCUCGUCUGCAAUUGGAACUACAACAGGAGAUAGAGCAUACAAGAUUGCAGAAGGAUUUUCUUAUGAAGGAAGCUGAAAACUUGAGGGAGGAGAGACAGAGGUUUGAAAAAGAAUGGGAUGCACUGGAUGAGAAAAAAGCUGAAGUUAGUAAAGAACACAAUGAAGUUAAUGAGGAGAAAGAAAGAUUGGGAAAACUGCAGAACAGUGAAGAAGAAAGGUUGAAAAGAGAGAAACAAGAUAUUCAAGAUCAUAUAAAGAAAGAGCUUGAGAAGCUUGAACUGGAGAAGGAAUCAUUUAGAGAUUCAAUGAAGCAAGAAGAACUUCUUUUAUCAGAAAAGGUGAAAAAUGAAAAGGCACAAAUGCUUGAAAAUAUUGAAAGAAAGACAAGGAAUCUCAAGAAUGAAAUCCAGAAGAGGCAAGAGGAAAUGGAGAAAGACCUGCAGGAAAGAGAGAAAAAAUUUCAGGAGGAGAUGGAAAGAGAGAUUAAUAAUAUUAAUGUCUUGAAGGGUGAUGCUGAGAAGGAAUGGGAAGAAGUGAAGUCUGAGGGGAUCAGGUUAGAGAAUGAGAGAAAGGAACUUGAGUCUAACAAGCAGCAGCUGAAAUCAGGCCAACGUGAGAUACAUGAAGAUUCAAAAAUGCUUAUGAAUCUCAGCCGGAAGGUUAAGAAGGAACGUGAAUGCCUUAUGGCUGAAAGAAACAAUUUUCUGGCACUUGUUGAGAAGCUAAGGAGUUGCAAUGCCUGUGGAGAAGUUAUUGGGGACUUUGUUAUAUCUGAUAUUCAGUUACCUGACUGUAAGGAAAGAUGUGUUAUGCCCUUACCUACUUCCCCUGUUCUGAAUGAUAGGCCUCUUAAGAACACAGAGGACAACGUUGGUGCUUCUGACUAUUCUGGAUCUGUGAGACCUGUGUCUUGGAUCCGCAAAUGCACAUCCAAGAUUUUUAAAUCCCCAAGCAAAAGAACAGAUGCUGUUAGUGCUUCAGACAUGGCUGGGACAUCGCCACUGCCAGAUCUGAAUGCUAAUACAGAAGGAGCUAGAGUUAUUCUUCAAGAACGACAACUAACAAGGGAAAUGGUUCAUCUCUCUUCAGAGACACCACUCGUCCAAUCCGAUAACAUCGUUAGAGAGGUGGAUAAUGAGUCCCAAUCCAUAGAUCACAGCUAUGUGGAUAGUUUGGUAGAUGGAGGUCCAGAUGAUUCUCAGCAGUCAGUUCCAAAGCUUGGUCGGCGCAGAGCUGGGAGGAAAAGCAAAUCUGGAAUUGUUAGAACACGCUCAGUAAAGGCUGUUGUUAAAGAGGCCAAUGAGUUCCUAGGAAAAGCUUCAGGGGAAAUUGAAAAUGCAAGUCUGCAAUCUCUCGAUGCUGAUCAUGUCAAAGACAGUCAGGAAGACUCCAGUCACACUGAGAAAGCCAUUGGUAACACUGGAAGGAAGCGGCAGAGGGCUCAAACUUCGAGGAUAGCAGAAAGUGAGCAGAAUGCAGGUGAUAGUGAUGGACAAUCAGAUAGUAUUACAACUGUUGGCCGCAGGAAGAAGAGGCAAACGGUUGCUCAACCUGCACAUGUUACCGGAGAGAAGCGAUACAAUCUUAGGCGGCACAAGACUACAGGUGAGGUUUCAUCAACAAAGGCCGCAUCCAAGGGAGGAAAGAGCGUGGGGAAAGAAUCUAUUGGUGGUAAACCGAAGGUGGAUAAUCAAAGUCGUGAAGUGGUCAUAGAAACUUCAUCUGGAGUAGCUGAUGACAAUGUCCAAGGCACAUCUCUGCUGCAGGUCUCGACAGCGAAGACUGUGGAGUUCUCUGAUGAUAGAGUUGUUAGGUUUCAAUUGCCAAGAGACGUUAUUGGUGAUGAUGGUGCUGAAACCACCUCUGUGGAUCCAGUGGAAGAAAAUGCCAGGGCGGAACAUGGAGAUGAAGAUGGAAGCAGAUUCCAUGAGAUUGAAAAUGAUAAUGAGGGGGAAGAGGAGGUGGAAGCGGAAGAGGGCGAGGAAGAUGAAGAGGAAGAGGAUGAUGAAGAUGAGGAUCCUGGUGAGGUGUCUAUUGGCAAGAAGAUUUAUAAAUUUUUUACAACAUAAUGGAAGUAGUUAAUUUUCUCUUUUGAUAUCACAAUAGAUAUCAAAGUCCUAUUCCUUUUAAUAGGAGAUUAGGUGUGCAAUAUUUGUUUGGCAGUUAUUAUGGCUGAUAAGAAACAUUAUAAUCUUGCAAAUUAAAUUGUACCAGCACGGGUGAUUUGUUUCCUAAAGAUGAACUAAUAUUGAUCUCUGUUGAAA
This is a messenger RNA of Lotus japonicus, 3973 nucleotides long. Its product is annotated as protein CROWDED NUCLEI 3. Gene Ontology annotation, cellular component: nucleus. The transcript is spliced from 8 exons. The coding region runs from base 143 to 3778 and encodes 1211 amino acids. The record is from RefSeq and is a predicted model, not a curated record. Gene Ontology annotation, biological process: nucleus organization. NCBI's taxonomy places the organism in Eukaryota, Viridiplantae, Streptophyta, Magnoliopsida, Fabales, Fabaceae.